Molecule: messenger RNA, 1113 nt
Organism: Motacilla alba alba
Lineage: Eukaryota; Metazoa; Chordata; Aves; Passeriformes; Motacillidae
Product: fibrinogen-like protein 1-like protein
Exons: 2
Coding region: 1-849 (282 amino acids)
Source: RefSeq, a predicted model, not a curated record
AUGCCAUUGAGGAGCUCAGCAGGAUUCAUGCUGCUCUUGCUCUCUCAGUGCACUGUGUCCCUGGGCACCAAAGAGGCAGUGGUCCUGGCUAAUGCCCACCUUCUUCCCCAAAGAGACUAUGAGAGACUGGGAAAUGCCAAUGAGAAAGACUAUCCAAGGGAUUGUUUUGAGAUUUUAAAGCACUCCAAAGGAAAUUCCAGAGAUGGCCUUUACAUCAUCCAACCAAAAGAGGAACCAAUUGUUGUCUUUUGUAACAUGCAGGACGGUGGCUGGACAGUAAUCCAGCACAUUACAGCCAACAGCACUGUUGACUUUGACAGGACCUGGCAGGACUACAAAUAUGGAUUUGGCUCUGUUCAUGAGAACCACUGGUUAGGAAAUGAAUACAUGCAUCAGUUAACUGGCAGCUCAGUGCAAUAUAUACUAGGAGUUAAACUUGUAAAUCUAAAUGCUGAAGUCAAAUGGGGACAGUAUGAGCCAUUCCUGAUUGAGGGGGAAGAGUCUCAGUAUCGAAUCAGGGUUGGUCUUUACAAAGGCAACGCCACCGAUGCGCUGACCCUGGACACAGAAGCUUAUCUCCAUGACAACCAGAAGUUCACCACCAAGGACAGAGACAAUGACAAUUACUUUAUGAAUUGUGCUAAGCUGGAACUCAAUGGCAUUCCUGGGGGAGGCUGGUGGUACGACGCAUGUGCUGGAGCAAACCUAAACCGCAGGAAUGUGAUAUACUGGCAAAAAGACUGCAGCAAGCAACACCCCUGCAAGUUUGCAUGGAUGAUGGUCAAACCCAUCGAGCACCACCAGUCAUACCCUACCAAGGCCUGCUCCUGUCAGAAAGUUGAACUGUAGACAAGCCAUGUGUAUUUGACAGGAACAUGGACUCAAGUGACUGAAGUGAACACACUGACUGAGUAAUAAUCCUAAGUAACCAUGGCUGGAAAUUUAAAUUGGGCCUCUGUAAGGGCUUUAUGUUGACGUAAUGCCCAGGACUGGAAUAUGACACAGAAAUUUGCCAACCACACAAGUGAGAAACUGUCAGAAACUGAGGCCUUUACCACAAGAUUUAAAUAACCAGAAGAUUUAAAUAAUUAAUUUUAUACUAUUUUAGCCAUA